Molecule: messenger RNA, 966 nt
Organism: Beta vulgaris subsp. vulgaris (sugar beet)
Lineage: Eukaryota; Viridiplantae; Streptophyta; Magnoliopsida; Caryophyllales; Amaranthaceae
Exons: 6
Coding region: 146-658 (170 amino acids)
Source: RefSeq, a predicted model, not a curated record
CCUAAAGGUCCACUACCACCACAAUAAAAACCUCCCAACUUAUCGUUUACCCUAUUUUACAGCUCUUGUAUUGAAUAUUACCCAAAUACUCUAUAUUCCAAUUCAAUUUUCGUUGAAAUCAUCUAAGAUUUGUAUAUAAGAAAAAAUGAAGAGUUGUGAACCUAAUUUGAAGAACCAAUGUCAGCAAAAUGGCACAGCAUAUAUUGUGAUCAGAGAAGACAAGAACGUGAAUGAAUUAGGCAAUAACGUCCCUUCUCUUGUCCCCUACGACUAUUCUGAAGAAGAAGACGAGAAAGAACAAAUUGAAGAUGAAACACAAGAAUUUCCUGGUCCAGUGUAUGACUCUGAAGAUUACGUCUCAGAUCAUGAGUUGAAUUCGGUUUACUAUGACUCCCUACGUUCAGAUUCGCCCGAUUCAGGUUAUAAGAUGCAUGAAGGUCCAGAGGAGUAUAACAUAUGGGUUGUUGAUAAGAAUUGUGAUGAUUCUCACUGCAUUGACAUUUUGAAGGAUAAUGGCUGCGAAUCAUGCUUUCUUCAGGGCGUAAAGUAUUUUCCUGGGAUCUUUUCUGCCAAGUUGGACAAAGAGCAGGUUAAAAAGUUGGAAGGCGACAGUAGAGUCCGUCUUUUGCGUAUAGCAGAUGAUAUGUGCUGUGACUAGGCCGGAUCUUAAGGGUAGUUCCUGGAGCUCUUGAUCGUUAUUUUGCUAAACAUGUUCUAUGUAAAGUUGUAUAUCCACUAUGCUACUGUGGGAGUAUCAUUCCAUAAUGAAAAGCUUAGGAUUUAAGUUCAGUUCAUCUGACGUUUUGAUUACGGUUGGUAAGGAGCUUGGAAUGAAUUCAACCGAAAUCUCAGACGUUUUCGGUGAUUGUGAGAAAACUCUAGAAAUAAAGUGUGAGAUAUUUAAGAACUUUGAAUGGACUGAUUUGGAUAUCAAGAUUAUGCUGUAGAAUAUGAAACAAUGUUUUU